AUGGCCAAGCAAGCCUCUCCACUCAACUUCCUCAUUGUGACCUUUGUCGCCUUGGGGAGUUUUACAUAUGGCUUCAAUUCCGCGAUCAUGGGAGUGGUAAUUGGACUACCAGAGUUCUUCAACUACUUUGGCAUCAGCCUCGAAGACGACAUUGGGAACUCUAUUACUGGAGCUACCAAUGGCCUCUACUCCGGAGGCGGUGUCGUCGGUUGCUUGUUUGUCCCGUGGCUCCUGGAGAAACUGGGACGGAAAAGGACUCUGCAAAUCGGAUCCAUUGUCGCCAUCAUAUCGGCUGCGCUGCAGUCAGGGAGUGUGCACAUUGCCAUGUUUCUCCUUGCCCGUUUUCUGAACGGUGUCUCGGUGGGCAUGCUCAAUACGUCCAUUCCAGUGUUCCAGUCCGAAGUGUCCCCUGCUGAGAGCCGAGGUCGAAUGGUGGGAACUCAUGGAGUCCUGAUCGUAUCAGGUUACAGCAUGGCUGGGUUUGUUGGCUUUGGAACAUACUAUGCCGAGCCUACGGUGGGCUGGCGCUUGUGUCUUGCCAUUCAAAUUGUUGCACCUCUCCUUUUGUGCUUGGGGUCUCCUUGGCUACCCGAGUCACCCCGCUGGCUCAUCAGACAGGACAGAGUAAAGGAAGGGCUCGAAGUGCUGCAACUCUUACACGGCGAUGCGAACGAUCCGACCAAUAACGCGCCUGAGAUUGAGUACAAUCAAAUCGUGGAACAAUAUCGUCUUGAGAUGGCAGGUGAUGGCCCUCGAUCUCUCGUGGGUAUGAUGAAGAAGAAGAGCUACCGUAAACGCUUGCUCUUCGGGUUCGCGGUACAAGUGAUUGCCCAAAGCACUGGAGUGCUUGUCGUGAAUAACUACCAAGUCCUUUUGUACAAAGGGCUUGGUAUCUCCGGAUCUCUCCCUCUGGCGCUGAAUGGUUGUUACAAUGGCUUGGCGGCGUUUAUGAACUGGAUUAACUCGCUCAUUAUGGACCGAGUUGGCCGAAUCCGCAUCAUGGUAAUUGGACUAUGUGGUUGUGCAAUAGCCCUAAGCUGCUUCACCGCCAUGGUUGCAGAAUUUGGCGGAACAUCGAAUCGCGUUGGCAAUGGAUUUGGAGUCUUCUUCCUCUUCCUCUUUGUGUUCUUCUACGGUGCGACAAUGGACGCUACAUCCUACGUCUACUGCUCAGAGAUCUUCCCGACGCCAGUUCGGGCUAUUGGCACCGGGUUCAGUGUCUCGGGUCUCUUCUCUGCUACUUUAGUCUAUACCCAGGUUGCGCCGAUUGCCUUUGCGCAGAUCGGUUGGCGAUACUACUUGGUCUUCAUUACCUUGCCGUUGGUUGGCGCAAUAUGCCUCUGGAAGUUCUUUCCAGAAACAAAGAGACUUACCCUGGAAGAGAUAGGGGGGGCCUUUGGAGAUGAUGUACUCGCCGUUGGAUCCGGACGAGACGACAUUGAUGAUACCCUUGCUUGGAAAGGCUCGGAUGACUUGCACCCCGGUCAGCGCAUCGACUCUGAGGGGAAUGGCAAAGAAGGUCGCGUGGGAACUAAAGCGUCUGGAACCCAAGAUAUCCAUUGCCUUGUCCGUGUCUUCAUUCUUAUCAAGGUCGAUCUGAAUCUUCAAGCCAUGCCAGCCGCCCAAAGUAUGAUGAAAGCCGUGGUGUUCGAGAGUGUAGGGAAAGUAGUGGUCGAAGACAGGCCCAGACCUCGGAUCGAGGAUCCUCGAGAUGUCAUUGUGAAGGUCACCGCCGCAGGGCUGUGUGGUAGCGACCUCCAUUGGUUCCGUGGUCAUCAAAAAAUUCCUGGCGACUUCAUCCCCGGCCAUGAAAUAGUAGGCGAUGUCUUUGAAGUUGGAAGUGCGGUUGAAAGAUUCAAAAUUGGAGAACCGGUUGUUGCAUCCUUCUCAACACAAUGCGGUAACCGCUCAUCUCCACGCGACAUCGAUGGUGGGCAGGCCGAGUACGUCAGGAUCCCCUACGCGGAUACAUCUCUGUCCCAUCCGCCAAAAGGAUUGCCCGCCAAGCUAUUGGUGCUGAUGGGUGACAUUUUCCCUACCGGCUAUUUCUGCGCAUCCCGCUUCCUCAAGCCAAUGCCAGCUGCGGAAGCAAAGGAGACGGUCGUGGCUGUUGUUGGCUGUGGCCCGGUGGGAAUCUGCGCCAUUGCUAGUGCUUUGACUUGGUGCGAUACGGUCUACGCACUCGAUCUCGUGCCUGAGCGUCUCGCUGAGGCGGCAAAGAUCGGCGCCAUACCCCUUGGUCUCAAUGAUGACCCGGUGGCCAUCAUCAAAGCUGCUACCGAUGGUCGAGGUGCUGAUCUUGUCCUCGAAGUUGUUGGAGGUCCAGAGCCGAUGAAGUUGUGCAUGAACCUCAUCAGGCCAUUUGGGAUCAUCAGUAGUGUUGGCGUGCAGCCGCACGACUUGACCUUUGACGGACCAAUGUUGCAUGCCAAAAAUGUUACGAUUGAAUGGGGUAGAUGCCCUGUCUAUGGCAUUUUUAGUGAGUCGUUGGAGUGUCUGGUCAAGGUCCAAGAUAAAGUCGCCUUUCUUUGCGAUAAAGAAAUGAAGCUAGAGGAUGCUGUUGAGGCAUAUCAGUUGUUCGACAGCCGCAAAGUUCACAAGAUUAUUCUUAUCCCUUGA
This is a messenger RNA of Clonostachys byssicola, 2619 nucleotides long. The record is from the annotation of a GenBank genome assembly. Lineage: Eukaryota; Fungi; Ascomycota; Sordariomycetes; Hypocreales; Bionectriaceae.